CCUAAACCCCAACAUGAACUUCAAAAUGCAGAAAGCUGAUAACUACACUGCAAUUUGGAGACACUCUUCAAUGUGGUGAAGCGAAGGGAAGAAGAUAUGAACGUAGCCAAAAGCUGAAACUCUUUAUCCUCACGUGAUUAUCGCAGAACAUGAAUUCUUCAAUGGCAAACACCAUCGAUUGGCUCCAACUCCCAUAGCCCUUCUUCCCUCCAAAAACCCAUAUCCCCAAAUUUUCCAUCUUUUCACCUCGCUUUCUCACUAAUGCAUUUCUCCCUCGCAACUUCACAAAUCGAUGCAAACUCAGAAUCAACGCUUCCAAUUUUGUUUCCAACACACCCAACAAAGAGCAAGAACAAGACUCUGAAUCCGCGCAACUAUUCGAGAAACUAAAGGAGGCGGAAAGGAAGAGAAUGGAUGAGUUGGAAGAGUUUGACAAGAAGGCGAACGUGCAGUUAGAGAGGCAGCUUGUGAUGGCUUCUUCGUGGAGCAGAGUUCUGUUGACUUUGCGAGGAAAACUCAAGGGGACUGAGUGGGAUCCUGAAAAUUCACACGGGAUAGAGUUCAGCGAUUUUUUGAGACUUCUUGAGUCUAUUAAUGUACAGUUUAUGGAGUACUCUAAUUACGGUCAAACAAUAUCAGUUAUUCUACCUUAUUACAAAAACGGGAAAGUGAUAGGAACUGAAGGGAAUCCCGAUGAUAUUAUUUUUCGGCGUCAUCCAGUCAAUCGAAUGCCAAUUGAUAGUUGGAAUGAUGUAUGGAGAAAGCUACAUCAGCAAAUUGUAAAUGUUGAUGUCAUUAAUGUAGAUGCUGUGCCUGCUGAAAUAUACUCAACUGUUGCAGUUGCUGUCAUAUGGUCUAUGCGUCUUGCUCUAGCUGUUGGUUUUUACGUGUGGAUUGAUAAUUUGAUGAGACCAAUAUAUGCAAAGUUGAUACCUUGUGAUUUGGGAACUCCUAGCCAAAAAACUAGCCAGCCACUCCGAAGUCGUGCACUAGGAUCUCUAGGACAGAGUCGGGCUAAAUUUAUAUCUGCAGAAGAGAGAACUGGUGUUACAUUUGAUGAUUUUGCUGGCCAGGAAUAUAUAAAGAAAGAACUACAAGAGAUUGUUCGAAUUUUGAAGAAUGACGACGAUUUUCAAGACAAAGGAAUUUAUUGUCCAAAAGGUGUACUUCUUCAUGGGCCUCCUGGAACAGGUAAAACCCUACUGGCCAAAGCCAUUGCAGGUGAAGCAGGACUGCCUUUCUUUGCAGCCAAUGGCACAGAUUUCGUAGAGAUGUUUGUAGGGGUUGCUGCAAAUCGCGUGUUAAGGACCUCUUUGGAAAUGCAAGAUCAUUUCACCUUCUAUAUCUUUAUUGAUGAGAUAGAUGCUAUUGGUAGCAAACGUGGAGGACCUGAUAUUGGUGGAGUAAGAUAUGAACUACUUUUAUAUGAUUUUUUUUUUCUGUACUCCCAAAGAAAUUGGUGUGGAAAAACUCCAGAUUUGAUGUUUUUGUAGCACUAAUGUUUGAUU
Messenger RNA from Vigna umbellata (rice bean), 1508 nucleotides. The record is from RefSeq and is a predicted model, not a curated record. NCBI's taxonomy places the organism in Eukaryota, Viridiplantae, Streptophyta, Magnoliopsida, Fabales, Fabaceae.